CCGCCGCCGCAGGCAGAGCGCAGCGGGCGUGCCGGGCGACGGGCCAUGGCGGGCGCCGAGGACGCGCCGGGCCGGCAGCCGGAGCUGGAUGAGGACGAGACGGCGGAGAGCCGGCGCUGGGGCGCACAGCACGCCGGUGCCCGUGAGCUGGCGGCGCUCUACUCGCCAGGCAAGCGCCUCCAGGAGUGGUGUUCUGUGAUCCUGUGUUUCAGCCUCAUCGCCCACAACUCGGUUCACCUCCUGCUGCUGGCCCGCUGGGAGCACACACCCCUUGUCAUCCUCGGUGUUGUUGCCGGGGCUCUCGUUGCUGACUUCCUGUCCGGCCUGGUACAUUGGGGUGCCGAUACAUGGGGCUCUGUGGAUCUGCCCAUUGUGGGGAAGGCCUUCAUCCGGCCAUUCCGGGAGCACCACAUCGACCCCACAGCCAUCACGAGGCAUGACUUCAUUGAGACCAAUGGUGACAACUGCCUAGUGACGCUCCUGCCGCUGCUGAACAUGGCCUACAAGUUCCAAACCCAGAGCCCAGAGACCCUGGAGCAGCUGUACCCCUGGGAAUGCUUCGUUUUCUGCCUGAUCAUCUUUGGCACCUUCACCAACCAGAUCCACAAAUGGUCACACACAUAUUUGGGGCUACCCUACUGGGUCACCGUCCUGCAGGACUGGCACGUGAUUCUGCCACGGAAACACCAUCGCAUCCACCAUGUGGCGCCCCACGAGACAUACUUCUGUAUCACCACAGGCUGGCUCAACUACCCCCUGGAGGUGAUAGGCUUCUGGCGUCGCUUGGAGGACCUCAUCCAGGGCCUGACGGGUGAGAAGCCUCGGGCGGACGACAUGAAGUGGGCCCAGAAAGUCAAGUAGUGUGUCCAGCUGCCUGGUCGCCAGCCUUUCCCAGCCUGAACUGAAGCCAUCUGCCAAAUUCCAGCCUCUUUGCGCUGCCCCUCCAGUGAAGAAGAGUCCCCUGGGCUGGGCCCAGGCACCCCACAGAAUACUUGAGACACCGAGUUUUCAUUUCCUCCUCUUUUCUUUCCUUGGGCCUUCCUGGCCAUUGAGCUGCUCCAAGGCCAAGCCUGACUGCAGAAGGGGUGCCCCAACCUGGUGGCCAGCCCCGCCCUGCGCACCUGCCCUGCACACCCGCGCCCUGCCAUGGUCCUCACUGGUAUGGGGGGUCGCUGACUCCCUUGGUCUGUCCCUGGUAAUCCAGAGAGCCUCCAGGACAUUUAAAUGUCCCUGCAUCAUGGUCCUCCCUCAGCCCUGCAGACCGACCCCCGGGGGCCUAGGUGGGCAGACCACUCCAGCUGCCAUCCAAGGGAGGCAGAGCUGGGCACUGGUCAGAGGGCUGCUGGCAGGGAGAGGCCAGAAUCCCCUGCCCACAUACGGAUACUCCCCCCACACACUCCAGUUCUUCUGUCCACAUGUCCAGCCACAUCCGAGGUCUUCAGUACGAAGACAUCUUCACAGGGCGCAGCUCUUGUGAAGGGCUUGGUUGUUUGGGGAGGGGACACUGUCCCUCUGGCCAGUGUGUCAGAGGAGGAAGGAAGAUUAGGGCUUUUUUAUUUUGGGUUUUUUUUUUUUAAAGGUGCUUGCUUGUCGAUGUAAAUAAUAGAAAGCCUUAAUACCUUUCUGUAACAUGGAGUAAUAUUUUAAUGUCAUGUUUUGGAUGUAUAUAAUAUAUUUAUAACAAAGGAAGAAUCUCCUUAACCCUGGCUGCCUCGUGAUAUUUCCAAAUGGCUGCAUAGAGGGGGUUAGCUCUGGCCUCAGGGAGGGGUCUUUAUCCCCUGUCACAGUGACGUUUUGUUUAGGUUUAUAUAUUUUAUGUGUCUUGCCUGCAUGAUGUAUGUGUACCACAUGUGUGCCUGGUGCCCACAGAGGUCACAGAGGGCAUUGGAUUCCUGGAACUGGGGGUAGUGACGGUUGUGAGGCAUCCGUGGGUGCUGGGAACUGAACCAGGUCCUCUGAAUGUUCUCAACCAUGGAGCAACCGAUCCAGCCUGAAUUUUUUUUUUUUUUUAAGGUAAUGUGUCAUAUACUCAAGGUGACCUCACACUUCUUAUGCAGCCAAGGUGGCCUUGAAUUCUUGAUCCCCCUACCCUCACCUCAACAAGUGCUGGGGUUACAGGAGGUGUGUGCCACCAUUCACAAGUCUGUGACCUUUCACCAAGGUCAUGCUAGAGCAAUGCUGGCUAACCCAUCCCAGAACUCCGUUAGGGGUCAUUGCAACCUAAUGUAUGUCUUGACGAUGGCCUGGACCCAGACCAACAAGGACUGGACCCUUGCGGGGGAGCUGACCUCCUGGAAAAAGAGAAUAAAUGCAAAGGAACACA
This is a messenger RNA of Peromyscus californicus insignis, 2323 nucleotides long. RefSeq names its product plasmanylethanolamine desaturase 1 (gene Peds1). The coding region runs from base 46 to 861 and encodes 271 amino acids. The transcript is spliced from 6 exons. Gene Ontology annotation, cellular component: endoplasmic reticulum membrane. The record is from RefSeq and is a predicted model, not a curated record. Gene Ontology annotation, biological process: ether lipid biosynthetic process. Gene Ontology annotation, molecular function: plasmanylethanolamine desaturase activity. Lineage: Eukaryota; Metazoa; Chordata; Mammalia; Rodentia; Cricetidae.